Messenger RNA from Phytophthora sojae, 1247 nucleotides. RefSeq lists its product as hypothetical. The transcript has a single exon. The record is from RefSeq and is a predicted model, not a curated record. Gene Ontology annotation, molecular function: phosphatidylinositol binding. Bases 237 to 1247 code for a protein of 336 amino acids. Lineage: Eukaryota; Oomycota; Peronosporomycetes; Peronosporales; Peronosporaceae.
GCGGCAAGAAGAGAGGGGGCCUCCGUUGCUGCGCUGCGUGGAUCGAGAGCCUACAGUACCGUACAGGGGCUGACACUGCUGCAUCAAGUGGAGGGAGAAUCAGGUCGCAAUUCAAUCCAACCCGCUCGUCGUCGGCGUACGGUAUCAGAAUUUCAGCGUGUUGUCAAUCGCCUGAGCGGUAGCGGCCUCUUCUCCUCCAUCCACCACCUCUGGUUAUCAACUCUACCUAGUGCAUAAUGGGCGAUGUGGGCGUCAUGCAUCGCGGACUCGCGUGGUCGGCGGAGCUCACCAAGAACAUUCCCAUUCCCAGUCCGGACCGUCGAGCAGCGCUGGCGGCGGAAGUCACGAGGGUUCCUGGACUGCCACUGCGGCAACGAUCGCUCGGCGCGAUGCCCGGCUUGGCGCGCUAUCGCUCCGACUCGGCGGCUACCGAGCCGCGGCUCAGUGUGUGCAGCACGUCGGGCACCGUCUACGAGAGCGUUGUGGUCGUCGGGCACAUGAACGGCUCGGACAACGUCGUGUACUACCUGCUGGAGGUGCGGUCGUGGGAGAUGCCGCUCGAGGGCUACGUGGUGCGGCGCCGCUACAACGACUUCCGCAAGUUCCACCACGAGCUGGCCAAGUGCAUGCCCUCGCAGCGGCCGCGCAGCAGCACCAGCGCGGGGCUCUACUACUCGUCGCUGCUGUGCAAUCCUCUGACACGGGCGACGCCCGAGACCUCGCCGCUUUGGUCGCCCGCGAGGACGGAUGACAGACGCGCGGCCAAUGGCUCGGACCAGCGGACGUGGAUCAGUGAAGAAGACGACAUCCAGCACGUGGAGGAGAGCGACACAAGGAGCAACGCGCCCACAGCUGUGACCGAAGCUGGUUCGUCGAGCUACAACAACAACGCGGUGCUGCCGCUGGAUGCCGUCAAGUUCAACCUCGCAGGACGCCCGUGGCUGCCUCCGAUGCCCAGCGGCGGCGUGCUCACCAUGUUCAGCACCCGACACGCGCUCAUCAACUACCGCAUCGAGCAGUUCAACCACAUCCUGGCAGCCGUGAUGAGCGACAAGUCGAGUGACGUGGCGAGGCUGCUCAUGAACUUCAUCCAGGAGAAGCCAGGCACGCAGGCCCAGACGUACACGAACCUGUCCGAGUACGCCCCCAUCGACAUCCCAUUCAAUGUGGAGCGGUACGCGCGGCGGCGGGCCAUGUCCAUGGGCAAGCGGCAACUGCGAGAUCAAAUGUCCUCGCCCGUGCCUUGA